This is a messenger RNA of Vicugna pacos (alpaca), 892 nucleotides long. RefSeq lists its product as uncharacterized. The record is from RefSeq and is a predicted model, not a curated record. Lineage: Eukaryota; Metazoa; Chordata; Mammalia; Artiodactyla; Camelidae. Gene Ontology annotation, biological process: protein O-linked glycosylation via fucose. Gene Ontology annotation, molecular function: peptide-O-fucosyltransferase activity.
AUGCCUCUCGCCCAUGGCUCCGCACGUUCUGCCCCGGACAUCCAGCCUCGGGAGGACGCUCGACGCAAGCGCUUGGGGAGGGCCCCGCGGCGUUGCCAUGGCUACGGGCGCCGUGCUCCGCGAUGCCGGCGUGCGCUUCCAGGGCGGGGCACGGUCUCCGGUAACUGUCCGCGGUCUUCGCGGUGUUUGCUGCUGGGGGAGGCGGCUUGGUCACAGGCCUCGGCCUCGGGCGACGAGUUCUGGCCUGGUCAGUCGGUGGCCAACAUCCUGUCAGGAGCGGCGUCCCACAGACGGUACCUUCUGUGCGACGUCAACUCCCCAGAGGGCCUCAGCCUCCACAGGGACAUCGGCAUCCACAUCGCCUUCCUCCUGAAGACCCUGCUGAAAAUGGAGGAGUCAGUGCUAGUGCUGCCCCCCUGGGGCCGCCUCUACCACUGGCAGGGCCCCGACAUCCACCAGGUCUGGAUUCCCUGGUAUGACGUUUUUGAUCUCCCAAGUCUCAACAGAAACAUCCCUGACAUUGAGUACAAGCAGUUCAUUGCAGGUGAAGUGAUGGUCAUUUAACUGGGGUCAGGCGGUUGUUGUUCUGGUUCCAGUGUGACCAUUGGUCCAUCUUGCUUCGGACCUGAAGUUCUGCCUAGGGGCCUGCUCAUGUUUCCCACACUGCAGGUGAAUUUAUUCUUUCCAUAGCUUUUCUCAGGAAAUAGAUCUGAAGUGUAUGACUCUGUGUCCCCUCCCCUCUGAAAACAGUGUCCUCCUGGUGAGAUGGAGCUGUUGCCACAAAGGACUUGUCCCAGCAGGGCUCUCUUCCUGUGCAGCCAGGGCCGUUCGUAUCUGAAGGGAAACACGAUGUGUGUGUAGCAUGGGCCACGUGCUGGAAGAGAUAUGUAAC